Molecule: messenger RNA, 5017 nt
Organism: Oncorhynchus tshawytscha (Chinook salmon)
Lineage: Eukaryota; Metazoa; Chordata; Actinopteri; Salmoniformes; Salmonidae
Product: zinc finger protein 883
Exons: 2
Coding region: 1087-2739 (550 amino acids)
Biological process (GO): regulation of transcription by RNA polymerase II
Molecular function (GO): DNA-binding transcription factor activity; RNA polymerase II cis-regulatory region sequence-specific DNA binding
Source: RefSeq, a predicted model, not a curated record
AAUUAAACUCCCAAUCAGCUGUCGAGGUUGAUUGUUUGUUUUGUUUAGGUUGCGUAUUAACAGGCUAUACAAUCAGGUGAUCAUUUUGUAUGUUUUAAAUUCAAUUAAUUUAUAGAUUCAUUACUUUCGCACAAAUUGAAAAUAUGCCACUAUGAAAUGUCAAUGAUUCACCCCAGUGAUCCAAGAAAUCCAAGAAAGAAAUGACAGUCGGGCCCCGUACGGACUUAGUUAUAGCUGGCUAGGAAGAUAGCCGGCUAGUUAGCGUGAAGUCGCGGCUAAGUAGCCUGCUACAAGAGUACGCUAGCGCGGUAGCUAGCGAGACUAGGCCACAUUGUAUGUGAGCUGAAAAUAUACUCCUGCAAUGCUGUCUCAUCUCGAGUAUAUAUUUGGGUAACUUGAUGCUCGAGCGUUCUCAAUCUUACAAUACAUGGGUAAAUUCAAUUAACUGUAAAUGAUACAGGCAUUUGUCCUGUGUUGUAUUAUUUCUAAGGCAUUUGAGACGUGUUUUGUUAUGCAUUGUUGAUUAUAUAAGAUGGGGUCGCCUUUCCCGGGCUUUUUAGCGACGCGAACACUCCUCGCCCGGAUAAUGUUAGCCAUCUUUGUUUCAGGUUGAUUUAUCGGAUUAUAGUGAAAACAAUAACCCUUCUACACAUCGGUGUGGCAUAUUUGUGUUGUAUACAAAAUAGUUUUCUGCUCGUGUAGCUCAAUUUACUUGAAUAUGGAAUGUGCAGUGCUUUUUGAAACCCCCUUGUAGUUCUGAAAUGCGCUGUGAAGGGCGGUACUUAGCGUAGUGGCAGCCAUCUUAUGCUUAUUCCUGGCUAACUGGAAAGUGGUGGUGUGGCAAAGACAAGAUGGCCUGUUAAAACUGCGCACAAGCUCAGGGAUAAUUUCCGCAUUCGUGAUUGUGUUCCUAACCAUUGAAAAAUGACUUGGGUGCAUGUAAGCCCUUUGUGACUGACUGCUGAUCCAAGCACGACUACCAACCCGCUGUGCUCGCCAUACUAAGUGGAGCUCUCUUACCCCCAAGUCCCUCUAAGCUUCUCGUCCAGCACAAAAACGGAGGUCGUCGGGCUGGAGUGUGUUCUGAUGGCUGAGUCAGAGACUGAGUGUGACACACCCGGCCUUGACACGCUGGGGUCGGAGUGUGUCAUCGCCCACAGCCAGGUUGACCUGCACUAUGCGGCCGAGACUGAGAUCAUGACAGAGGAGAAACGCGGCCUGGAACUGGAGAUCCACGGGGCCGACCUGGCCAAGAUCGAGGGGCUCACCGCGGUGGCCUGUGUGGACGCCAUGGUCACAGAGACGGACCAUGACUAUGUUACCAAGAUGGACCACCAUGGUGAGAUCCAGUGCUUCACCAUGGGGGGUGAGGGCAAGGGGGAGGCACUGCUGGGAGAGGUGCUGUUAAAAACUGAGACGGAGCAUAUGGUCAAGGUGGAGUCGGACCACGUGGGCGGUGAGCUGACGGUGGAGUCAGAGAAUGGUGUGGUGAUCCACGAGGCCCACGGCCUGCAGUGCAACGAGUGCGGCGAGAUCUUCGGCAGCAUGGCCGACCUGCACCAGCAUUUCGAGAUUCACAAGGCCACCAACCCUUACAUCUGUGUGCACUGCGGCGAGAGCUUCGCUGUGGAGUCAAGCCUCAAGCAGCACAUGAAGAUCCACAUGAAAGAGAAAGCGUACGCCACCACAGGCGUGGAGAUGGUGGGCAAGGGGGUGAUCGACACGUUCAACCUCAAGUCUCACCAGAUGAUCCACAGCCCAGAGAAGCCCCACCGUUGCUCUGAGUGCGGCAAGAGCUUUGCGGCAGCCAUCACCCUGCGGGAGCAUAUGAAGAUGCACUCGGAGGACAAGCCAUAUAAGUGCACCCAGUGCAGAAAGAGCUUCAUCCGCCGGCGCCACCUCAAGAAGCACCAGGAGCUCCACGCCAGGGAGAAGCCCUUCACCUGUUCCCAGUGCGGAAAGGGCUUCACCACGUCCUCCAACCUGAAGCAGCACCAGAGGACCCAUGCAGGGGACAAGCCCCACCGCUGCACACAGUGUGGGAAGUGCUUUGCCGCUGCCUCCACCCUGCGGGAGCACCAGCGGAUCCACUCUGGGGAGAAGCCCUACAAGUGCAACCAGUGCAGGAAGAGCUUCGUCCGCAAGCGCCACCUCAAGAAGCACCAGCAGGUCCACUCUGGUGGGAAACCCUACUCCUGCUCCCAGUGUGACAAGAGCUUUAACCACUCCUCUUCGCUCUCCCGGCACCACAAGGUCCACCUGGAGGCCCGCAUCUACUCCUCUCCUCCCCAGGGCAAGGCCUUCUCCUACGGGUCCACUAUGAAGCAACAGGCAAGACUGCACCAGGGGGGAGGCAGAGGUGCGGGGGACAAACCGUACAGCUGCAACCACUGCGACAAGGGCUUCAAUCAUUCCUCCUCCCUAUCCCGCCACCAAAGAGUGCACUCGGAGGGGAAAAGCUACACCUGUGGCCACUGUGGGAAGAGGUUCAACCACUCCUCUUCCCUGUCCAGGCACCAGCGUGUUCACCAAGAGGAGAAGCAGCAGCAGGUGCAGCAACAGGUGGUAGUGCAGCAACAGUACAGCGCUGUGCCCUCGACAAAGGGAUUCCCCCACACCACCAUCCUCAAACAGCGCAUCCUGGCCAGCGAAAAGCCAUACAGGUGCUCCCAGUGUGGUAAAGGCUUCAACCAUUCAUCCUCACUCUCCAGGCAUCAUAGGAUCCACAUAGACCAGUGAGCUUCUAGUACACACACCCAAACAUAGUCUCAUACACACAGCCCUGGCUGACACCCACCCCUGUGAUGUUUCUGUUCUACCAAUCUGUCCCAAGCUCCAGACAUGACACGACUACUGCGAAUAAAACCAGGCCAGCUCUCACAGUAAACAGUGUAGAGGUCAGGGGCAAGGAGUUUGUCUUUGUGGAGCAGUCAAAACAAAUGGACAAUGACACAACAAAAAAUCAUUUUUCAAGAGGAGGAAGAAAUCAUAAAUAAAAGUUCUUGCCUGAACUUAAAGGACUUAUUAUAACCCUUUACAGAGGAGCUGUUGACAAGUUCCUUGGACCUUUGAGAUUAGUUUGUUUAAAAUAAAUUGUCUGAUAGACAUUUUGAAUGAGCCUGCAAUUCUCAUUUGUGAUUGUGCUUAAACGUUUGCUCUGGAGACCCUCUUUUUGAUUGAUUGUUUUAAAGAGAUCAAAUCUGAUUUGAUAAUCUAGAUCAGGUUUUCCUGAACUUGGUUCUGGACCUUUUUGGUUUUUGCCCUAGCACUAUACCUCUGAUUCAAAUAAUCAAAGCCUGAUGAUGACUUUAUUUGAAUUGGCUGUAGUGCUAGGGCAAAAACCAAAACGUGCACCUGGGGGGGCAGCAAAACAGUUUUGGAAACCCUGAUCUACAUGAUAAAAAUGUUAUCUGACCAAUGUAGUUAUUUAAUUCAUACAUAAUACCCCCUUAUCCUAGUGUGACCACUUACACGCUUUACUCUGAGAAUUCAAGUCAUGGUGUAACUAACUGACACGUAUGGGGGAGUCUCACUGUAUAUGACUAUAUGGAGUGCUUUUCAAGAUCUAACAUUUGAGGUCAAUCUCCCACACUUGGCUACUGAUGCAACUUGCUAUCAAGUCAUACUGUCUUGAUAGCAUAAAUUAGCCAUUUUGCUAUUUUUUUUUGCCCCAUCUUACCACCUCACCUGUAAACUCGUGAAAAAAUAAGAAAUCCAUGUAAAUAAUUGUUGAUUUAUCCUUUUAUAUAUCUGUAUAGGUGGCUAGUGUGCAGUUUUGUUCCAGAAAUAGGACUUUUAUUUAUAUAAAAUUAGUAACAUCCCCAUAGUCUCCCCCCCCCCAAUCCAUUUUCAUUUUAUUCAUUGGUCUUUGUUUUAGGUGUUACAGAGCUACCAGGAAAUGUUGCUACUGCUCUCUUAUGUACAUACAGUCAUCUCGGAUCUGGGGCUCCAUCCAGUGUGAUGCAGCUCCAUGUGUAUCAGGUAAAGUGGAUGGGAAUGUACCUAGUGACGUGGUCAUACAGCUGAACAGACUGGAGAGCAAUACUGCCUCAAGACAUCGUAGUAUGGGAUGCAAUUAAGUCGUGAUGAUAAGUGGACAAGAUGCAUCGCUUAAAAAAAAUAAAACCACCCGGUAGCUUUAUUUGAAGUUGACUUGUGUCCUUUUUCAUUGAGUCCCUAUUGAUUUCUGUGUUCCCGUACCAAAUGUAUAUCAUUGUUAUUACAGAUAGACAAUGGGCUGGACUCAGGUGUUCCAGUCAUUUUUUUUUGCUUUGGAGACUCAUUCGAUUAUCAGUGUAUAGAAUUAUAGUUAGCUUCAUAGGUCUUCACUCAGAUGAGAACUUCUAUCCUGAAUAGAUUUAUUGUGUAUACUAAUCUAUACGACUACAGGACUAGGUUGCUUUUACUGACAACACUUAAUUUUGGACUUCCAGUUUAUUAUUUUUUGUGCAAAUUCCAUGGUAUUGAGCUCUAUUUACUGUUCUGUGUAAAAACAAAAAAAAAUACUUUUUUUUAAUGGUUUGGGUCAUUUUCAAAGGAUAAAAUACAUAUACUGUUAUGGGAGGGAAUGAUAUUUUGAGCAGUUUCUUUUCCCCCUUUUGAAAAACAUUUAUGCUUCAAACCAUAGCAUAGGCUUAUUCCUUGUGUUAGAUAGGUGCCUAAUUGCAUGCUAUGUAGAAAUGUAUGCUGAGCUGUCAACUUUUUUUGUUUGUUAUUUUUUUGUUAUUCAUACUAACUUACUCCAACAUUUUAAGAUGUCAUUACUUUCAGUCUUCUAUGUAUAUUACCAUGUGUUUACACACAUCUCAUUGUCAUUUAAUUUUCUCUCCUGUCUUUGUUGAUUGGCCUCGAUGUAGGUUUUCUUAUUGAAGCUUAAUUAAGGAAAAUACAUUUUGUUACAAUGUCAUCAAUCCAUAUAGGGCUCUGCUUUCUGUAGAGGCCCCAGCCAGCCCCACCUUUCCCCCCAGAUCUCUGAGUGGAACAUAUGGACAAAUAAAGGUUGACUGUCAACAUCGCA